GAUCACAACAUGAGGAUGCACCGAGCAUGAUUUUUAGCCGGACUUCCUCUUCUUUCAGCGCAAUCAAGGCACUGCUAGAGGAAACUCAAGGACCUACCGGCGUAAGGGCCGCUAGCAGGAACGGUCCCUGAGUCAACUUGUGCAGGACCAAGAAUUUGUUGAUAAAGCCCCGUUCGCUUCCUCCCUCUUUUCCGACGACGACCUCUCCUCCUCCCCUUUCCCCUUCUUCGUCUCCCUCUCUCUCGCAACAAGAUGAGUGCCGCUUCGCCUACAAAGGAGUCUAUCGAGGAGGCUUCGGUUGGAGUCGACCAUGAGCUUGCUUCGCCAACAAAACCGCUCCAGAGGCCACACUGGUUCCGGAGCACCUUUUUCAACAUCACCAUCCUGGGCUUUUGCUCCUUCCUGGCUCCGGGCAUCUGGGGCGCCAUGUCGGCCACGGGCGGUGGAGGCCAGCAGUCGGUCUCGCUCGUCAAUGCGGCCAACAGCAGCACCUUCUGCCUCAUGGUCGUCACGGGUCUUUUGACGCCCACUCUCAUCCGGCUCACCAACGUCCGUAUCGCGCUGUCUCUGGGAGGUGUUGGAUACAGCGUUUACGCCGCUGGUCUCUACCUUCAUGGAAAGAAUGGCACCGAGUGGCUCGUUGUCUUUGGGGCUGUCUGCUGUGGUAUCUCGGCAGGAACGUUCUGGGCCACUGAGGGGUCCAUCGCCUUGGCCUACCCAGAGAGAGCAAAGCAAGGCUUCUACCUCUCCUACUGGCUCAUGUACCGCGUCAUGGGCCAGUUCUUGGGCGGCGCCAUUAAUCUCGGCCUGAAUGCGAACAACGAUCAGGCAGGAAGUCUGAGCAGCAACACCUACAUUGUCUUCAUUGUCCUCCAGUGCCUUGGUCCAUUCGUGGCGCUCCUCAUCAGCCUACCGGAGCAAGUCCAGCGCAAGGAUGGCACCCCGGUGCUGCUCCAACUGCAGCCAACCGCGUGGCAAGAGAUCAAGUCGAUGGCAAAGAUCAUUGUCACACCCAACGUCCUCCUCUUGCUGCCUCUCAUCUGGCAGGGCACAUUCUCAGAGGCUCUGAUUGGGACGUACGCCGCCAGCCACUUCACCGUCCGCUCGCGGGCGCUGGGCUCCUUCCUUUCGGCCAUCGUGGCCGCCCUCUGCAACUACAUCCAGGGCUUCUUCCUCGACAACCAGCGCACGACGAUCAAUGCGCGCGGAAAGGGCCUCUUCCUGACCAUCUAUGGCAUGCAGAUUGGCUGGUGGAUCUUUGCCAUCAUCAUUAUGAAUCGGUACGAGCACACGAAGCCGACGUUGGACUGGGGGCAAUCGGAGUGGAACACGGGCUUUGCACUUUACAUCAUGCUGCAGAUUGGCUUCAAUCUCAUGUACGAAUACACCUACUGGAUCGUGGGCUCGUCGAACCAGAAGUCAUCGGAAAUUGUCCGACUGGCUUCGAUCAUCCGCUCCGUUGAAAGUGCCGGUCAGGCUGUCUCGUACGGCAUCAACAGCACCACACUCCGUCUCGACGCCGUGGCAGGUAUCAACUUCGGCCUGCUAGCCAUCGCCCUGCCUCCUGCCUGGCUCGUUGUGCGCAAGGUGGGCAUCCUCGAGGACGGCACCAAGCUCGUCAAGUUCCCUAUCUAUGCCGAGGACGACGAGCAGAGGGAGGAACUUGCAAAAUCCGGUGUCGUGGAUGCUACCGAUGCAAAAGGCGCCACAGCCGCGAACCAGUAAAAAGAGUCUAUUGCAUAGAAGAUGACAAUCGUGUAACCUAGACGAUGACGAUUUAGAUGUGAAUGACGAAGCGACGAUAUCGAAGCGCAG
This is a messenger RNA of Acaromyces ingoldii, 1815 nucleotides long. RefSeq lists its product as hypothetical. The transcript is spliced from 4 exons. The coding region runs from base 253 to 1725 and encodes 490 amino acids. Lineage: Eukaryota; Fungi; Basidiomycota; Exobasidiomycetes; Exobasidiales; Cryptobasidiaceae. The record is from RefSeq and is a predicted model, not a curated record.